Molecule: messenger RNA, 866 nt
Organism: Microbotryum saponariae
Lineage: Eukaryota; Fungi; Basidiomycota; Microbotryomycetes; Microbotryales; Microbotryaceae
Source: the annotation of a GenBank genome assembly
AUGGUGAGCCAGAGCUGCCAGAAAUAUCUGACAUAUCUGAACCUCUCGGAUUGAGCUUGUCGAUGCCGCUUUUCCCUUUGCCGGCAGUCGUCGUCUACGCAAGUACCUCCUCAAGUCGAUGCGACCCUAUCCCGCCUCACAGCCAACAAGAGUAAGGUCCGCCCGGUCUCCAUAAGAUAGGGAUCGCUCAACUCACCUUCGUGGCUUCCCUGCAGAUGUCAAGGGUGUAAUGAUCCUGCGCCGGCCAUUAGGUAUUAUCCUCAGGACCGCAGGACCCCUCUUCCCUACCUCCACCUCGUCCACCUCUUCUGCCGGACCUUCCACAACAACCCCAAACGCCGCCGAUACAGGUGGGAAAGACGCAUCUCAACCUUCCGAAACAAGUACAGGUGAAGAAGAGACGCACAGCACCAACGAUCAACUCGCGCUUAGCUAUGCUCGGCUCGGCCACAAUCUGGUCGAAAACGUCGCCGAGGAAGUCAAAGCCGUCGAUCAGGACGUGAGUCGUCGUCGCAACGGUCAAGUGGUCUUUCGUUCGUAGAGAGCUUGUGUUGACCAUCAGUUUUUCGUCGAAUUGAUCCUCGACCACAGGACAAUCUGAGAUUCUUACGCGUACGGACGCAGAAACAUGAAAUCAUGGUCACCCCGGGUCCGUCAGCUUCAUUCAUUCUGCCUCACCCUCAUCGCCGUCUCAAAGCUCGAGCUGACCAUACCUCACUUUUUUUUUCUUCAAUCUCCUACCACAGAUCCGGAAUUCAUCUUGGUGCGUACCUCUUCCUCAUUUCACGUUCCUCAGAUGUCGCUAACGCGUCAAGCUUUUCCCCAUUCUCUCGCAAUAGAUCGUCGUGCAAGACCCUAGUGCAUAG